CUGCGCCUGCGCCGCAACGAGGGGUAUUGUGGGAGAUGUAGGCGACAGCAGCGGGGAUUGCUGGGAGGUGUAGGCGCCGCGCGGUAGGCCGCAGGCCUGGAGGAGGCACCGAGGCUCUGCCUGACAGCUCUGGGGCUGCAUCAGCUGCUUUGCAGGGGGAGAGAUGGGGAAAAGAUACUUCUGUGAUUACUGCGACCGGUCCUUCCAGGACAACCUGCACAACAGGAAGAAGCACCUCAAUGGGGUGCAGCAUCUCCGGGCUAAGAGAGCCUGGUACGACCUGUUCCGAGAUGCUGCUGCUAUCCUGCAAGAGGAGCAGAGCAAGAAGCCUUGUCGGAAGUUUCUACAGACAGGGCAGUGUGACUUUGGGUCCAACUGCAGAUUUUCCCACAUGACAGAGCAGGACCUGGAGAAGCUGAGUGCACAGGUACAAGGGGAGCAGAGAUUGAGGGAGCUGCAGCAGGAAGGAGCAGAAAUCCCACCUGACGCCAUUGAGAUCUGGCUGGAGAAGAGAGCCAAGAGGCUGAGCACAGUGCAGAGCAACAGGGCAGCUGUGUGUCUGCUGGUCCCGCUCCCAUCCCUGGCGCAGACGGAGGAUGAGCUCGAUGCCAAAUGCCUUUACUCUCUGCUAGUUGCCUGGAAAACACCGCACUGAACUCCUGGAGCUGGCGUUGGGCCACGUCGCCAGCCCUGCAGGGAGAGGAGGGUGCUGCUCCUCCAGAGCAUUAUGUAAAGGAGCGUGAUUAGAUUUCUUCUGGCAUAACAAUUAAAGGGAUCCAUCAGGAUCAGAGGUAGAGGCCUGAGAAGCGGCAGGGCUGCUGUCAGGGCUGCUUGCUGAAGAACAAAUGAGUUUCCUGUACCCUUUCCCAUUAAUUCCUCAGUACGUUUGCCAUGAAUUUAAACCUGCCCCGGCCGAGCACUUGCUUUGGCUGCAGACAAAGGUGCGAUGCUUCUCAUUUAGCACUUCUGCUGCCAUGUGUGGCAGCGCUGCCUGUGCUGUGAGCUGGGGGAGGAAGCCUCUUCCUUCCAUAAGGGUGCUUUGGGAGAGCAGCUGGGUUUUGGCAGCUCCAUCGCUUCCGAGGGGUCCUUGUCCUCUGGGAAGUGUGCAGCUGCCCUGGGAUUGGGGCUGCCUGGCUGCAAACCACGGCCAGGGCUGCAGGUGUUGUUCUCAAAGCUGUGCCGGGAGCUGGGGGUCAGAUCAGCCCCCAUGGGGGCGAGCAGAGGGGACUGAGCCGUAUCCCUGGGUGGUGUCCCCGAGCAGAGCCCUGCUGGCAAACCAAGAAGGCUCAGCUCUGCCUUUUCCAUCUCUGCCUUUUCCAUCCCUGCAGUGCCCUGCCUGAGAAACCCACACCCUUCCAGUACCCCCCUGGCUGGCCCCCUCUGCAGGAGCUGCCCCCAUCUCUGCGGGCUCCCCCACCUGGGGGGUGGCCGGUGCCCCCCGGCCUGCAGUGGGGCUGAGGCAUCGUGCAGGAGCCGGACUUCUUCCUAGUGUGAGAACGAGACCAGAUUAUUUAUAUAUGCUUUUAUAUUAAUAAAAUGCUCCUUCUGUUGCA
This is a messenger RNA of Coturnix japonica (Japanese quail), 1553 nucleotides long. It is a transcript of the gene ZMAT5, whose product is annotated as zinc finger matrin-type 5. The record is from RefSeq and is a predicted model, not a curated record. Gene Ontology annotation, molecular function: zinc ion binding. NCBI's taxonomy places the organism in Eukaryota, Metazoa, Chordata, Aves, Galliformes, Phasianidae. Gene Ontology annotation, cellular component: U12-type spliceosomal complex.